This is a messenger RNA of Propithecus coquereli (Coquerel's sifaka), 3344 nucleotides long. RefSeq names its product ADAM metallopeptidase with thrombospondin type 1 motif, 10 (gene ADAMTS10). Lineage: Eukaryota; Metazoa; Chordata; Mammalia; Primates; Indriidae. Gene Ontology annotation, cellular component: extracellular matrix. Gene Ontology annotation, biological process: proteolysis; extracellular matrix organization. Gene Ontology annotation, molecular function: metalloendopeptidase activity. The coding region runs from base 33 to 3344 and encodes 1103 amino acids. The record is from RefSeq and is a predicted model, not a curated record. The transcript is spliced from 24 exons.
GCUGGGGAGAGACAUGUGGACACGUGGCCUCUAUGGCUCCCGCCUGCCAGAUCCUCCGCUGGGCCCUUGCCCUGGGGCUGGGCCUCACGUUCGAGGUCGCGCAUGCUUUCCGGUCUCAAGAUGAGUUCCUGUCCAGUCUGGAGAGCUAUGAGAUCGCCUUCCCCACCCGUGUGGACCACAACGGGGCACUGCUGGCCUUCUCGCCACCUCCUCCCCGGAGGCAGCGCCGGGGCACGGGGGCCACAGCCGAGUCCCGCCUCUUCUACAAGGUGGCCGCACCCAGCACCCACUUCCUGCUGAACCUGACCCGCAACUCCCGUCUACUGGCAGGGCACGUCUCUGUGGAGUACUGGACACGGGAGGGCCUGGCCUGGCAGAGGGCCGCCCGGCCCCACUGCCUCUAUGCCGGCCACCUGCAGGGCCAGGCUGGCAGCUCCCAUGUGGCCAUCAGCACCUGUGGAGGCCUGCAUGGUCUGAUUGUGGCAGACGAGGAGGAGUACCUGAUUGAGCCCCUGCAAGGUGGGCCCAAGGGUCCCCGGGGCCCAGAGGAAAGUGGCCCCCACGUGGUGUACAAGCGUUCCUCUCUGCGUCACCCCCACCUGGACACAGCCUGUGGAGUGAGAGACGAGAAACCAUGGAAAGGGCGGCCAUGGUGGCUGCGCACCCUGAAGCCACCGCCUGCCAGGCCCCUGGGAAAUGAAACAGAGCGCGGUCAGCCAGGCCUGAAGCGAUCGGUGAGCCGAGAGCGCUACGUGGAGACCCUGGUGGUGGCUGACAAGAUGAUGGUGGCCUACCACGGGCGCCGCGACGUGGAGCAGUACGUGCUGGCCAUCAUGAACAUUGUUGCCAAACUUUUCCAGGACUCAAGUCUGGGCAACACCGUUAACAUCCUCGUAACUCGCCUUAUCCUGCUCACAGAGGACCAGCCCACUCUGGAGAUCACGCACCACGCCGGGAAGUCCCUGGACAGCUUCUGUAAGUGGCAGAAAUCCAUCGUGAACUACAGUGGCCACGGCAAUGCCAUUCCGGAGAACGGCAUGGCCAACCAUGACACAGCGGUGCUCAUCACGCGUUACGACAUCUGCAUCUACAAGAACAAGCCCUGCGGCACAUUAGGCCUGGCCCCGGUGGGCGGGAUGUGUGAGCGAGAGAGGAGCUGCAGCAUCAACGAGGACAUUGGCCUGGCCACGGCGUUCACCAUUGCCCACGAGAUUGGGCACACAUUCGGCAUGAACCACGACGGGGUGGGGAACAGCUGCGGGGCCCGUGGCCAGGACCCAGCCAAGCUCAUGGCCGCCCACAUCACCAUGAAGACCAACCCGUUCGUGUGGUCAUCGUGCAGCCGCGACUACAUCACCAGCUUUCUAGACUCAGGCCUGGGACUCUGCCUGAACAACCGGCCCCCCAGACAGGACUUCGUGUACCCAACCGUGGCACCCGGCCAAGCUUACGACGCGGACGAGCAGUGCCGCUUCCAGCAUGGAGUCAAAUCGCGUCAGUGUAAAUACGGGGAGGUCUGCAGCGAGCUGUGGUGUCUGAGCAAGAGCAACCGGUGCAUCACCAACAGCAUCCCGGCCGCCGAGGGCACGCUGUGCCAGACGCACACCAUCGACAAGGGGUGGUGCUACAAGCGGGUGUGUGUCCCCUUCGGGUCGCGGCCAGAGGGCGUGGACGGAGCCUGGGGCCCGUGGACCCCGUGGGGCGACUGCAGCCGGACGUGCGGCGGCGGCGUGUCCUCUUCCAGCCGUCACUGCGACAGCCCCAGGCCAACCAUCGGGGGCAAGUACUGUCUGGGCGAGAGAAGGCGACACCGCUCCUGCAACACCGACGACUGUCCCCCGGGCUCCCAGGACUUCAGGGAAAUGCAGUGCUCUGAAUUUGACAGCGUCCCUUUCCGUGGAAAAUUCUACACGUGGAAGACGUACCGGGGAGGGGGCGUGAAGGCCUGCUCGCUCACGUGCCUAGCGGAGGGCUUCAACUUCUACACGGAGAGGGCAGCCGCCGUGGUAGACGGGACGCCCUGCCGCCCAGACACGGUGGACAUCUGCGUGAGCGGCGAGUGCAAGCACGUGGGCUGUGACCGCGUCCUGGGCUCCGACCUGCGGGAGGACAAAUGCCGAGUGUGCGGAGGUGACGGCAGCGCCUGCGAAACCAUCGAGGGAGUCUUCAGUGCAGCGUCACCCGGGGCCGGGUACGAGGACGUCGUCUGGAUCCCCAAAGGCUCCGUCCACAUUUUCAUCCAAGACCUGAACCUGUCCCUCAGUCACCUGGCCCUGAAGGGGGACCAGGAGUCCCUGCUGCUGGAGGGGCUACCUGGGACCCCCCAGCCCCACCGCCUGCCCCUAGCCGGGACCACCUUUCAACUGCGACAGGGGCCGGACCAGACCCAAAGCCUGGAAGCCCUGGGACCCAUUAAUGCCUCUCUGAUCGUCAUGGUGCUGGCCCGGACCGAGCUGCCUGCCCUCCGCUACCGAUUCAACGCGCCCAUCGCCCGCGAUGCUCUGCCCCCCUACUCCUGGCACUACGCGCCCUGGACCAAGUGCUCUGCCCAGUGUGCGGGGGGUAGCCAGGUGCAGGCAGUGGAGUGCCGCAAUCAGCUGGACAGCUCGGCCGUGGCCCCCCACCAUUGCAGUGCCCACAGCAAGUUGCCCAAGAGGCAGCGCGCCUGCAACACGGAGCCUUGCCCGCCAGACUGGGUUGUAGGGAACUGGUCCCGCUGCAGCCGCAGCUGUGACGCGGGCGUGCGCAGCCGCUCGGUCGUGUGCCAGCGCCGCGUGUCAGCCGCCGAGGAGAAGGCGCUGGACGACAGUGCGUGUCCGCAGCCGCGCCCGCCGGUGCUGGAGGCCUGCCAGGGCCCCGCCUGCCCUCCUGAGUGGGCGGCCCUCGACUGGUCUGAGUGCACCCCCAGCUGCGGGCCGGGCCUCCGCCACCGCGUGGUCCUCUGCAAGAGCGCAGACCACCGCGCCACGCUGCCCCCGGCUCACUGCCCGCCUGCAGCCAAGCCACCGGCCACCAUGCGCUGCAACUUGCGCCGCUGCCCGCCGGCGCGCUGGGUGGCAGGCGAGUGGGGCGAGUGCUCCGCGCCCUGCGGCGUCGGGCAGCAGCAGCGCUCCGUGCGCUGCACCAGCCACACCGGGCAGCCGUCGCAAGAAUGCACGGAGGCCCUGCGGCCGCCCGCCACGCAGCAGUGUGACGCCAAGUGCGACAGCGCGCCCCCCGGGGACAGCCCCGAAGAGUGCAAGGAUGUGAACAAGGUCGCCUACUGUCCCCUGGUGCUGAAAUUCCAGUUCUGCAGCCGAGCCUACUUCCGCCAGAUGUGCUGCAAAACUUGCCAGGGCCACUAG